Trichomonas vaginalis G3 is the source of this 1764-nucleotide messenger RNA. Its product is annotated as zinc ion binding. The record is from RefSeq and is a predicted model, not a curated record. The transcript has a single exon. Bases 1 to 1764 code for a protein of 587 amino acids. Gene Ontology annotation, cellular component: cytoplasm. NCBI's taxonomy places the organism in Eukaryota, Parabasalia, Trichomonadida, Trichomonadidae.
AUGAGCUCUAAUUGGGAUGAAGAUACAGACUAUUAUACACUCUUAGAUGUCAAACUCGAUGCGUCUACUGAAGAAAUUAAUGCUGCGUAUCGUAAAGCUUCAAAUAAAUGGAACCCAGAAAAAUAUAACGGAAAUAAAGAUGAGGCAAAACGAAUUCUUCACCUAAUUGAACACGCAUACUCAAUUCUUAGCGAUAGUAGAGAGAGAACCUGGUAUGAUAAUCACAAAAAUUUUGCCUAUGAAGAAUUAGAGGACUUUUAUGAACUUUUUAAAGCAAACGCUUACAGUGGUUUUGGAAAUGAUGAAAAUAGUUUCUACACUAAAUUUGACACAUUUUUUGGAGAUGUUUCAAGAGAUGAAAAUCAAAAUGCACCAAAAUUUGGAGAUGCUAAAUCAUCUCGCGAUGAUAUCGAGCAAUUUUAUAACUAUUGGUCUAAAUUCAAUACUUUACGCACUGUUUCUGUUGAUGAAAUCGAUGAUAAUAAUCGUCAAGAAGAUAUCAUUCAAGAAUACACAGAUAUUAUACAUGAAUUAGCUUAUUUUCUUAAAAAGCGCGACCCAAGACUUAAAAAUGUAGAAGAAAAAACAGAAAAAAUCAAGCGGCAGAAAUCUCAAAAGAAAACAGAAGCACUUGCAUCCCAAACAUUCCUUACUCAGAUAGAACACGUACAAACAACCUUUGAGAAGAAAUAUCUUGAAAUGAUGGGUAAUAGACAAGAAAGAAGAAUAGAUCUUCCAGGUUUAUCGCCGCAAUUGAUUGCAAAGAAGACAGAACUUGAGCAGAUACAAGCUGAGCUCCAACAGGCCAGACAAGACCAAGAAAAAUGGGAAUCAAAUUUAGAAGAAGACAAAGCUUUGGUAAACGAGCAUAGAAAAGAUGCAUAUCAGAUCGAGCAGAAGACGCAAGAGAUAUUCAAACACCUUAGAGCUGAAAUCGAAAACCAUAAUCGAAAUAGAAAGAAGCAGGAAAGCCUUACAAAGCAAUACGAAGAUGAAUUAGAAGAACUAACUGUUACAGAAAAAGAGUUGCAGCAAAAGAUUCAAGGAACUCAAAAUGAAAUUUCUAAAUUGCAACCGUAUUCAAUCUUUUUUGAAGAUGUUGUUACAAGGAGCAAGCUUUUCUUGAACACUGAACAGAUCUUAAACAGAUUUAAUUUGUUGAUGCAAGCUAAAGAUGUUUAUUCAAGAUCAACAAGCGAAGAAAAAGAAGUCAAAAAAGAAGAAGUAAAAGAUGAAAAUUACGAUGAUGGAGAUGACAAAGUUCUUGAGCUGAGAAAACCAGAAACAAAUGGUUUAGCGAAAGCUAAGGAAGAACUCAAGAGACUACAAGGCCAAAGGAUACAAUUAGUUCAUCAAGUUUAUUCUUUGAGAGAAGACAUCAAAAAAUUGCAAAAGAAGAAUAGAUAUGUUAAAACUAACGCAAUAAAAGGUGCUGAAAGAGUCUCUGAUAAGCAAACCGAUUACGUAACUAUUAUGUCAUCAAUUGAUAAUAUUAUGAAGAUGGUGAAAGCCACACAAGAAUCACUAGGAAGAAUUUAUACAACAACAGAGAAAAUCGAAACACCAGAAGCAAAAUUGGAAUUAAUCGAAAAGAGAUUCCAAGAUUUAGUUGCAAUUAUUUCAGAAUCUAAAGAAGAAGUGAAAGAUAAUGCUUCACAGGCUUCAAGUGCUAGAGGAAAGAAGACUCCAAUAAAAGUAAAGAAAGUUCCAAUUGGUCCUGGAACUCCAUUCAUAUCAAAAGUUGAAGUUCCUCAGGUUGAAUAA